Aspergillus tanneri is the source of this 1389-nucleotide messenger RNA. RefSeq names its product putative meiosis protein MEI2. The coding region runs from base 1 to 1389 and encodes 462 amino acids. The record is from RefSeq and is a predicted model, not a curated record. Gene Ontology annotation, molecular function: RNA binding. Lineage: Eukaryota; Fungi; Ascomycota; Eurotiomycetes; Eurotiales; Aspergillaceae. The transcript is spliced from 10 exons.
AUGCAACUAUCUCCAACUGCUGCAAGCUUUACGCCGACUGGAGUGUCAGUUACUGUGGCUAAUGGUAGCCAGUCGCGGAUCAUGGCGGAUGCCAAUACUUUCCCUAACAUCAGAUACCCUACUACUAAUCCUGACACCGAUUUCAAUGCAUCCAGAAACUCACAUAUAAAUGUCACUGAACAGGCCAUUACUGUUCGUGAAGCCUUUGCGAAGGUUGAAAACACUAGGAACGGUGUCUCCUCUGGCGCUCUCCUCGACAAGUUUGACGUUGAAAGACGCAGUCGUGCACUAGUUAUUGAAAAUGUCCCGACAAAUCUUACUUAUAUGUCACUUGCUGGGUUUUUCAAUCGUCGUGAAUUUGGUACGCUCAAAGGACCAGUUCUCACAGAACUAAGUUCCAUGGGGAAGGUGUAUGUUUCGUUCACAGACAGCCGUGAGGCAAAAAAAGCCAUAGAGAAGGUUCAUCUUCUUCGACCUGAAUGGCAUGUAUUCCCUCUUACGGCUCGGGAGUACGUGCAACAUUCGGAGCCGUCCCUUCUAUCACAAACCUCAGAUUACGAAGGCCAGUUGCUCAUAACCGUCUACUACAAUAGCCGAAAUUCAAAUUUGAAUCAGCAAACAGUGGCCCGUUCCCUUGAAAUGCUGGCAAUGACCUUUGGUGAUAUUAAGAUGUUCACUCUAGUUCCCACGAGACAGGAAAAUAUUUGCCAGUUUCAUCUCGAGUUUUUCAACACUCGUGAUGCAGAGAAUGUCAUGGUUACUCUGAACAAAACCUCUGUUGAUGCGAUUGUCGACGAGACAAGUCAUGGAAAAUAUGAUUUUAUGUAUUUACGCAUCGGUGAGGGAUCGAGAGCGGUUUCCCCAACCCUAAUCCAUCAUCACCGGGAGCUGACUAUGGCGAACAAAGAUUUCGCGAAUAAUUGCAAUGUCGGCUAUGCUUUCAUAAACUUUGAAGAUCCGAUCGAUAUUAUUGAUUUUGUCAACGUGCGAGCUGGACGCACCUGUGACAAAGUUGCUGAGGUAUCAUAUGCCAGUAAAGAUUGCCUAGUGCAAAAAUUUCGAAAUAGUUCUGUCAUGCUGGAACACCCAUCUUUUCGCCCCAAGAUUUUCCAUACUGGUGCUGGACCCCUUGCUGGUACCGAGGAUCGAUUUCCCGGACCAGAUAACCCGUCCAAGAUGCGUCGCAGCAUUGAAAACGCUGAGCAUGUUUAUUUGCUCCGCGUGUUGGGCAACAAUACCGUGACGAACAACGCCGGCGUCGUUCACAGUAUGAUCGUGGAACUACUGCCGCCGAGAGGGAAAUUGUAUACGUUCGGACCCUUGCUCCUAGACACGCUUCGAGUCUUAGCAAUUGCUCCAGAAGUACUCCCUGCACUUACCCUGGGCUGA